Oryza brachyantha (malo sina) is the source of this 2973-nucleotide messenger RNA. RefSeq lists its product as uncharacterized. The transcript has 5 exons. NCBI's taxonomy places the organism in Eukaryota, Viridiplantae, Streptophyta, Magnoliopsida, Poales, Poaceae. The record is from RefSeq and is a predicted model, not a curated record. The coding region runs from base 279 to 2357 and encodes 692 amino acids.
CUCUCUCUCCCCCGCGUCUUCAAUCCUCAGGUGCGUGCGCUGUAACCCUAAUCCGCGAAAACGCCGUUUCCGGCGGAGGAACGGCCGGAAAUCUACGCCGCCUCGCCUCCUCUCCUCUCGUGCUCGCGGCCGGCGGGGAGACCCCGAGGGCAAAGCGGCGGACGGCCUCCUCCCCCCCCCCUCCGCCCCACCGCGGCCUCCGGCGAGCGGGUUUUGGGGCGGGGCGUCGCCCAUCUCCCCGUCCGAAUCGGAUCGAGGUCCACGUUUGGUCAAGCCCGAUGAAGAAGCCUAACAACAACGCCGGCAAGGCCAAGGCGGCCGCCGCCGGUGGGGCGGCCGGGUCGUCCAAAGGGGGCCCUUCCACCCCUGCAUCGCUCAAGCCAACUAAGUUGAACAAGGGGAAGGUGAAGGCGAAGGCUAUCCGGGAGAAGGCGGCCGCUGCUGCUGAAGAGGCCACAUCCCUUGGUGCUGCUGGUGGCAAUGCUGAAGCAUCGCCUGCGGGUCCGACUUUGCCGCCAGCCACCGUGGCCGAUGUGGCUGGGACAUCGAAGGGGAGCAGUUCCACCCCUGCGUCGCUCAAGACAUCUAAGUUGAACAGGGGCAAAGUGAAGGCGAAGGUGAAGGCUGCUGCCCUUCGUGCUGCUGGUGGCAAUAAUGAAGCAUCACCUGCAGCUCCAGCUCCGCGAUUAGCCACUGUGGCCGAUGGGUCAGCAACUCGUCUGAUAUCGACACCACCGGCAGCUACGGGUGAAGGAUCAGCGCCUAAGCGAAAGCCAAAGCCAAAGCAAAAGCUGGCUGAGGCUAAUGCUAAUGCUAAUGCUGCAGUUGCCACCAAGAAUGGUGUGUGUGCUGAUAGCAACGGUGGUGACGCCAUGAUGAAAAGAAAAAGAGAGAGUGCUGGGGAAAGGAUCAGCAAUGUGAAGGAAAAGGGAAAGGAGGAGGGAAGGAAAAAGGAAGAGGGACUUGGCAAUAAGGGAGGAGGGCUUAUAUUCAUGUGCAAUGCACAGACUAAACCAGAAUGCUUUCAGAGCCGCUUGUUUGGUUAUCCCAAAGGGAAAAUUGAGACAGUGGAGAAGGUCCGACCAGGAAUGAGGUUGUUCCUCUAUGAUUUUGACUUGAAGCUUCUGUAUGGGGUGUACAGGGCAGUAUCAAAGGGUGGGCUUGACCUUGUCCGAGAUGCAUUCAGUGGAAAAUUCCCUGCACAGGUGAAAUUUAAGAUAGAUAAGGAUUGCCUUCCACUUCCUGAGAGUAGAUUUAAGGAUGCAAUCAAAGAGAACUAUAAUUCAAAAAGCAAGUUCAACCCAGAGCUCAACUCUAGACAAGUCCAUAGGCUAAUUGCUCUAUUUGAGUCUGUUAGUGUACCUCAAUCCGCUCCAGAGAAGCCUCUUGAAGAGAGGCACCGCUAUGAAGGAAAAGCACAGCCACAUCAAUAUGAAGAAAGACGAUCUUCUUUGCCUGUUGUGCAUAUUCCUCCCCCUGAAGACUUAUAUAGGGCAACACGCUUUGAUCCACAUCCAGUGGAUAGGAUUGGCCAUACUUUGUCUAAUGCCCAGGAUGAUCCCCAGAUACAUUAUCAGCAAACACUUUUUGCACCUGAGUCUCGGCACAUUCCUCUUGCCACAGAGCCUCAUCACGGCCCUUCUAUCCCAGAGAUUCAGCAUGCCCCACAUGCAUACUACCGCCAUUUGGCUCCUUCAUCUGAUGUUCCAUAUUAUCGCUCUCAAGUUGAUCUACUGCCUGAUCGUGUUGCUGCUAGAACUGUAGCUGAUCCAUUACUUCCAAGAGAUUAUACAGCAGUUCCAGCUGCAAGAUCUGACCGUGUGGAGGAUCUCAGGCGGAUAGGGGAUAUUGCUCCACGUGGUGCCCGUGUGGAGGAGCUCUACCAUCCAGGAGAGAUUGCUGCUCGUGGCUCUCGCAUGGAGGAGCUCUACCGGCCAGUAAGGACUGCUGCUCCCAGCGCUCAUGUAGAGCAGCUCUACUGCCCAGGGGAGAUAGCUGCUCGUGGUUAUCGUGUGGAGGAGCUCUACCGUCCAGGAGAGAUUGCUGCUCAUGGUGCUCGCGUGGAGCAUCUGUACCGUCCAGGAGAAAUUGCUCUCCAUAGCACUCGUGUGGAAGAUCUGUACCGACCUGGAGAAAUUUCUUCUCCUGCUGUUCGUGUAGAGGAUCUUUACCGUUCUGAUCAACUCACUCGUGCUGUGGACCUACCUCUCCGUUCAUCCUAUCCAACAGCUCAUUAUGAGGUUCCCAACCCUUCAUACUCUGAUAUCAGUCAAAGGUAUGCCUCUACAAGGCUUAAUGCACCUGGUGCAUCCGUUUCGUCGCUUUACACCUUUCCUGGUGCGCCAGCAUACCGAUGAUUAGUACUCUAAAUUUGCCACCUGGGCUGGUCAUACUGCUAGCUGCAUCGGUAGCAUUUAGUAGAACUCAUGUCUAAACCUUAGGAAACCUGGAUGGUUGCUGCCUCUCCUGUCGCAGUGGUUUGGUUUACCUGUAUUGUGUGCACUCGUUGAUCUUCACCCUGCACAAAAACGAUGUCCAGGUCCAACCUUUUCCAUUCAUGCUGUCGAUAUCCAUGAAUAUUAAUCUCGUCUUUUGUGGGCGUGUUGGGACGCUCUAUGGACCUGGCAUUUUCUCCAAGGUAACAAAGCUCAAUUGUGGCUAUCCACAAGGGCGGUUUCAUCUUGUAUUCUUUGGCCUUGGAUGAUUAUAACUCCUUAAUCCGAUAAUAGGGAUGAAAGUGGAUCGGAUAGUGUAUGUGAUGCAGACCCAGGAUCUGGUUACAUACAUUGUCCAUCUGAUCUGAUUUCAUCCCUGGUAUAUGAUCCCUAAUUCCUUUCAUUGGCAGUGGAAGGUGGUGCAUUUUGGCCUGUCGCCACUCUGUAUUCCACUAAGACGAAAACAGUGGCUUCGUAUAAAUUAUAAUCCUCACUAAUUCGAUGGGAAUUGUAUCCUUCAAUUAUUCGUCUGUUUUGG